Branchiostoma floridae (Florida lancelet) is the source of this 672-nucleotide messenger RNA. Its product is annotated as keratin-associated protein 12-2-like. The record is from RefSeq and is a predicted model, not a curated record. Bases 1 to 672 code for a protein of 223 amino acids. Gene Ontology annotation, molecular function: protein binding. The transcript is spliced from 2 exons. Lineage: Eukaryota; Metazoa; Chordata; Leptocardii; Amphioxiformes; Branchiostomatidae.
AUGGCCUAUAACCAGAUAACAAAGAUUGAGCCUGGUGCAUUUGCAGAGUUACCCAAGCUCACGACGUUGGACCUGACCUUCAAUCAGAUAACAAUGAUUCAGGCAGUCAUCUUCACUGUCAACAGUGCCGGUGUCAACAGUGCCAGUGUCAACUGUGCCAGUGUCAACUGUGCCAGUGUCAACUGUGCCAGUGUCAACAGUGCCAGUGUUAACUUUGCCAGUGUCAACUUUGCCAGUGUCAACUGUGCCAGUGUCAACUGUACCAGCGUCAACUGUACCAGCGUCAACUGUGCCAGCGUCAACUGUGCCAGUGUCAACUGUGCCAGUGUCAACUUUGACAGUGUCAACUUUGCCAGUGUCAACUGUGCCAGCGUCAACUGUGCCAGUGUCAACUUUGCCAGUGUCAACUUCGCCAGUGUCAACUUUGCCAGUGUCAACUGUGCCAGUGUCAACUUUGCCAGUGUCAACUGUGCCAGCGUCAACAGUGCCAGUGUCGACUGUGCCAGUGUCGACUGUGCCAGUGUCAACUGUGCCAGCGUCAACUGUGCCAGCGUCAACUUUGCCAGUGUCAACUGUGCCAGUGUCAACUGUGCCAGUGUCAAUUGUGCCAGUGUCAACAUCUUCUUUAUAUGGCAGCACAGAAAUCAAUGUCGGCCCAACUGCGCGCCCUGA